AUGACGCGCGCUGUGCGCCUCAUGAAAGCCGUGUCGGUCACCAGCUGCACUCUCACGUCCAUCGGAAUGCCCGUGCUCUGUGUGCUCAGUGAGCAAGACGCGUCCUCUGUCGGCAAGUGGGCAAUGUGCGGCACCAUCAUGCUGUUCGGUUUUGGCUCCACCUCACUCUUUCACUACCUGUUCAAGCCGUAUGUGAUGCGGAUGUGGCUGGCAAAUACAUCUGCUGGCCCUAAUCAGGCGUCCGUUGCAGAUACAAAAGAUGACCCGACUGUGACAGUCGAGACGACGACGUUGUUUGCUCAGCUGGAGCAGCACUCGUUCCGACUGUCCAGUGUCACUCCUCCUACACAGGCGAUGCACCCGAUGAUCUCGUUCCAGGCUCGUGGCCGUCACUACUUCAUCCACCCAGAGGCUUUCGAUAACCAAAACCUGCUGAACAAACUGAUGGGCUCAGGAAAGCGCAAGUAG
Molecule: messenger RNA, 468 nt
Organism: Phytophthora infestans T30-4
Lineage: Eukaryota; Oomycota; Peronosporomycetes; Peronosporales; Peronosporaceae
Exons: 2
Coding region: 1-468 (155 amino acids)
Biological process (GO): mitochondrial proton-transporting ATP synthase complex assembly
Cellular component (GO): mitochondrial membrane
Source: RefSeq, a predicted model, not a curated record